Larimichthys crocea (large yellow croaker) is the source of this 2713-nucleotide messenger RNA. It is a transcript of the gene tc2n, whose product is annotated as tandem C2 domains, nuclear. The record is from RefSeq and is a predicted model, not a curated record. Bases 94 to 1527 code for a protein of 477 amino acids. The transcript is spliced from 12 exons. Gene Ontology annotation, cellular component: nucleus. NCBI's taxonomy places the organism in Eukaryota, Metazoa, Chordata, Actinopteri, Sciaenidae.
CACACCAUAAACCUGAGCUCACUCACUCACUGGCAUUUCCCUCCAGUCGGCCCAGGAGAGUGAGCUGCAGCUCAGUGAGUGAAAACACACCGCAUGGCCAUGGAGUGCUUAAAAGACUGCUGCAAGAACUUCAUGAAGAAGAAGGAGAAGGAGACGGAGACCCAAGUGAUCAAACUGAAGAUGCCUCCCAACAAGGCCAUAACAUCCAAACAGGAGCCGGACGAAGGCAGAAGCGGGGUCAGAGAGGAUUACCUCCUGUCCAAGCUGCCUCCGGAUGGCAGAGAGGUGCCUUUUGUCCUGCCCACAUUUAAGGCCUCCUACAUCCAACCCAGAGGCUCCCGCUUCCCCAGUUUACAGGCCGGCCCACAGAGUUCAGCCCGGUGCACGUAUGCAGAGAGGAAGGCAGAGCUGGUGGGCACAAGUCAAUUCACCUACAGCCCCGAGUCCAGCUUCCAUCAGGGUCAGGUGUUUGAGUUUAUCUCUCCCGGCUCGUCCCGCCGCAACACACUGAAGAACAAAAACUCCAGUCCCCGAAGUCCAGGUUGGACUCUGAAGCAGGGCGGCGAGGAGCGACUGAGCAGCUCCAUGUUUGAUCUUUCCAGCUCUCCGAAUCACAUGCAGCGCUUCGACUCCGAGUCCAGCGUCCUCAGCAGCACGUCGUCUGCGAUAGGCUCCAUUGAAAGCAGCCUGGACUCCAUCACCCUAUCUGGGGACGAGCGUGAGCAUGGGAAGGUGUGUGUCAGAGUGAGUUACCAGGAGGCUCUGGAGCAGGUGUGGAUCACUCUGGUCCAGUGUUCAGACUUCAGCCUUCCUACGGACGGAGUGGAACAACAAAAGAUUGGAUUUAAAGGGAUCAUCACCAUCCCCAAACCAAUACAGUUCAAGAGCUCGAUCAAGGAGUACUGUCAGGAUGUUUCCUUCAUGGAGACCUUUGUGUUUGCGCUGCGUCUCCAGCAGUUGCGCUGCAGUGCUUUGGUGCUGCGGCUGCAAACACACCUGCCCAGGAAACGUACGGUGGCCGAGUGCGUCCUCUCCCUACGACAGCUCAGCUCUCAGGAAACAGAGCACUGGCUCAACCUCAACCCUCCGUCCAAAUCCUCUGUGUGCCACUCUGAGCUGCAUCUCACCACCUGCUUUCAGCCAGUCAACGGACGCAUCCAGCUUCAGGUCCUCGCCGCCCAGAACCUCCCCUCAUCCUCCUCACCACUCACUCAAGCAUAUUUUGUCAAAGUGGAGAUGUACCAGUUGGAGCGGGUGGUGAUGAAGAAGAAGACUCGUGUGCUGAAGGCCUCGGGGGGUCAGUGUCAGUGGAAGGAAACUUUUCACUUCCUCCUGACAGCGUUAGAUCACGAUUGCUCGCUGUCGGUCAAACUCUACAGUAGGAGCUCUGUCAGGAGGAAACAGUGUCUUGGACAGGUUCAUCUGGGAUUCGACAGCCCCGUCCUUGAAGCAGUGGAGCUGUGGAAGGACACGAUGGCUAACCCAGAGAAAGUGGUGACUGCAUGGCACAGGCUGAGUGCCACCUAAAAAGAAAAAACCUCUUCCCUCUCGAUAUGGAUGUGAUGGUGAUGUUGAUGCUCUCGUGCUGCAGGUCCAGCUGCGCCCGACGACAGACCAGAGAGACUCUGCAGAGACAGUUCAGCUGCUUGGUUGUAAAUAGGGGGUUCGAACAAAGUGUAGCUGUUUAAUUAUUCAUUAUUAAUUCUUCUUUUUAAAAACAGCAGAGCUAGAACUGACAACAACUCAACUGCAUAGCAUUUAGCUGUAUAUAGGCGUUUGUAUUACAUGUCAGUCCAGUUAGUGAAACCUUUCUCACUCUGGUUCAGUUGGAUAGAAAGUUUACAAGCAGAGAAAAUGACCAUAAAACUAAACUCCCCGUAGAAACAUGUUGGUUCAACAUGGCGAGCAUCUGUAAAAGUCUGGAGGUGGUUAUAAAUCUGACACACUGGAACUUUAAGUUGAUACGGCUGUGAACAUAAGUCAAGGCUUCACUUUCUUUUAGUUCUGUUUUUGGUCUCCACCAACUCUUUGGGGAAUUAUCUGCCUCUUUUGUUGCUAAACGCUCCGCUGUGUUCAACCUGCUAUUGUCACUACAGUAACUGUGUCUGUGUGUUUGACGGGUUUUAAAGCUUUUGUACUGGAAACUGUUUCCUUGUUACGUUGUGCAGCUGAAAGCCUGAACCAAAAUAGUACAUUUACACAUUUACAGACCAGAUAGCUAAAUUACUAUCUACUAACUAUCAUACUCAGACUUUCACAUUGUAGCACUGACAUUUCAUAGGUUGUUAGUGUAACAUGUUGGUUAUAGCUGCGUUGAACUUGUAUUUUUGGGGACUAUUUUAGAUUAGACAUUAAUACAUAUUCGGUCUGUUUGUGAGAAAAUGUCUUUGUAAUGAAGGAACAUCUCAGCCUGUGCAACCAUGAGGCUCAAUGAUAUGUUUUAAUAUUUAAUACAUGAGCGUUAUCUGGCUUUGGAUACAGAGACUUUUUUGGGGGGGCUGUUUUCAUGGUGUUUGUUGGCAAUAAGGAAAAUAUAGAUAUCUCUUGACUUAAUUAAGAGGUUGUAACUAUGUAGGAUAUCAUGUUACUGUACAACGCAGCAGUAUCAAACCAUAUCUGUACGCUUUUGAUAGUGAAGCACUUUAAUUUUGUAUGUAUUUAAUGUUUUAAUGUUGUAAAUUUAGUGAUUAAAAACUACGUGUCAUUUGAAAAA